Messenger RNA from Drosophila subpulchrella, 1203 nucleotides. RefSeq names its product fibrinogen-like protein 1. The record is from RefSeq and is a predicted model, not a curated record. The transcript is spliced from 2 exons. Bases 17 to 1045 code for a protein of 342 amino acids. Lineage: Eukaryota; Metazoa; Arthropoda; Insecta; Diptera; Drosophilidae.
GGUGGUGCUUAACACAAUGAAGACGCGAAUUUUUUUAGUUUUUGUGUCGUCUUUGACUUUAUUGCUGGUAUCUCGUUCCGGUGCAGAUUUGGCUCAUAUAAAUUCAAAUGAGAAGAAAUGUAACGAAUAUUGUUUUUCUGCCUUAUCACAUAUUUUUGAGCAUUUUGCGGAGCUGAAACAAGCCGUUGAUGAGAACGCCGAGUUGAACAGAAAAAUAAAUACAAUGACAGCAACUAUCGAAGGCUUGAAGAAUCAGUUGUUCAUGUCUGAGCAUCAGAUUUCAGACCUAAGGAAUCAUAUCGAAUCUCUUAAAAAAACCAUAUCCGAAAGAGCGGACGAGGGAAAAACUAUCUCCGAACUAAGUACUUAUAUCAAAUCUUUUACGAAAACGAUGUCUGAAAGAGUCGAACAAGACGAACAUUUUCCAGAAACAUGUCCCAGUGGCGUUCCGAAUGGCAUUUACCAGGUAAAGCCGCAUGGUAUGGAACCCUUUAAAGUGCCAUGUGUUUCACUUGCCUCGGGAUGGACGGUAAUUCAGAGACGUUUCGACGGAUCCGUGGACUUUAAUCGAACCUGGGAGGAGUAUAAAAAUGGGUUCGGGGACAUUAAAGGCGAAUUUUUUAUUGGGCUAGAAAAAAUUCACUUGCUAACGGAGUCUCGACCGCAUGAACUUUACAUUACCCUUCGGAAAGUUAAUGGAUCCACCGGCUACGCUCAUUAUAAUGACUUCAAAUUAGGCAAUGAAAACGAAUCAUACGAACUUAAAACUUUGGGAAAGAUCUCUGGCACAGUCGGAGAUUCAUUAGAAUACCACAAGAAAUGCAAGUUCAGUACAUUUGAUAACGACAAUAAUUGCGCUAGAAGUCACGGUGGAGGAUGGUGGUUCAAGGACUGUGCAAAAAGUUCCCUGAAUGGACAAUUCUAUAAAGAUGGUCAAAGGGAAGACCAAGGAUCAUAUGGCAUUUUUUGGGGCUCCUGGCAGUCCUACAACUACCAAAUAUCACUUACCUUCGUCGAAAUGAUGAUAAGACCUAAAGCUUUAUAAGCUUGUGGACGACGGAACCGAUUUAUCCAAAAGACAUACUUCUAUCAAAUAUUAACAAAUGUGUAAAAAAUUUGAGUUCUGUGUCAAAAAGAAACAUUUAAAAAGCUUUUAACAAUUUUAAACAAAAUAAAUCAGAAAGUAACUGUAUUUGGGAGGAA